AUUCUCUCAACUAGUCUCAGUUCUGUGUAGCAAGGUGUAGCUGGUAGUGUCUUAUGGUUUCCGUCCAUCAGGGCGUAUGAGGAUACCAAUCCGCCACACCGAAGAGUGCAUUAGGAUUUAGCUGGAGUUGAGCGUUGCGUGCCGGAAGAAGAUGGAAAACAAGAUUGUUUUCCUACUCUUCCUAGGGGCAUUGGUAGGGGCCUCGCGGGGGGAAGCUUCACCGGACGAAAGCUUCCUCAUUACGUCUGUGAACAAGCAGAACUUGCUAAAGGCAUUGCUUCAGCAAGAGUCAACGACUUCCGACAUUGGUCGACGAGGAUCGGGCCAAAAGGAUGAGAACGGAUAUCAUUACGAUCGCCCAGACGAUCCACUGUGUCUGGUGAGUGAUGGUCCACACUGUCAGAACAAGAAACCCGACAACGGCUACCUGCCGCCUUGCGCACCAGGAGCAUCCGGACCGAACUGUCAGCCCACGGCACCUGUCUGUCCGCAGGGUGGCGUUCCACCGUACUGUUGCACGAACGGAGGAAAUGGACCGAACUGUGUGCUGCCGGAUGUACCACCUUUGCCGCCGAUAAUUGUACAUCCUGGCCAUACUGGAGCGCCUAUCGUGCAGGUGCAGACGUUCGUGUAUGGAGCCUGCACGAAUGGAGGAGCUGGACCUUACUGCUGUACAAAUGGAGCAAACACGCCUGACUGCGUCUUGAGCGCACCACCAAUUGUGAUCCCGGCUCCACCGCAGCCACCGCCAACGAGACCUCCACCGCCACCACCAACGAGACCUCCACCGCCACCACCAACAACUACGAGACCUCGUCCACCGCCAACGACUCGUCCUCCACCACCGCCGACUACCACUCGUCCGAGACCGCCACCUACUACCACUAGGCCGCGCCCUCCGCCGACGACUACUCGUCCAAGACCUCCGCCAACUACCACUCGUCCGAGACCUCCACCAACGACGACGAGGCCGCGUCCUCCACCGACAACGACUCGUCCGAGACCUCCGCCAACGACGACCAGGCCGCGACCUCCGCCAACGACGACCAGGCCGCGACCUCCGCCAACGACGACGAGGCCACGACCUCCGCCAACGACGACGAGGCCACGACCUCCGCCAACGACCACUCGUCCAAGACCUCCGCCAACGACAACGCGUCCAAAGCCGCCACCAACUACCACUCGUCCGAGACCUCCACCAACGACGACGAGGCCGCGUCCUCCACCGACAACGACUCGUCCGAGUCCUCCGCCAACGACGACCAGGCCGCGACCUCCGCCAACGACGACGAGGCCACGACCUCCGCCAACGACCACUCGUCCGAGACCUCCGCCAACGACGACCAGGCCGCGACCUCCGCCAACGACGACACGUCCAAAGCCGCCACCAACUACCACUCGUCCGAGACCUCCGCCAACGACGACGCGUCCCAAGCCGCCACCAACUACCACUCGUCCAAGACCUCCGCCAACGACGACAAGGCCGAGACCUCCACCAACAACGACUCGUCCAAGGCCACCGCCAACGACGACCAGGCCACGACCUCCGCCAACAACGACGCGCCCUAAGCCGCCUCCGACGACAACUCGUCCGAGACCUCCACCAACAACUACGCGGCCACGACCUCCGCCAACGACCACCCGUCCAAAGCCACCGCCAACUACCACCAGACCUCGCCCUCCGCCAACUACUACAAGACCUCGCCCUCCACCAACUACAACCCGCCCAAGACCUCCGCCAACGACCACUCGUCCUAAGCCACCGCCAACAACGACGCGUCCAAGGCCGCCACCGACGACGACGAGACCGCGACCACCACCACCGCCUCCACAACCCACGACCCCGUAUCCGUUCGUUCCCGUGACGCAACCACCGGUCGUGUUUCUUGGAUGUCCGAACGGAGGCGUCGGUCCGUACUGCUGCACGAACGGAGGAGUUGGACCAAACUGUGACAUUCCGCAGACUCCACUAUACCAAACGUGCGACAACGGAGGUCAGCCACCGUUCUGCUGUACGAACGGAGGCGUUGGACCGUACUGCGUUGAGAUUCAGCAAGCGAUCGAGGUACGUCCACCGACCACAAUCAUCUACACGGAUCCGACUUACCAGCCAGUAAGUACGGUCGUGGUGCCUCAGGGAAAUCGUCCAAUCGGGCAGGCUCCUUUGCCACCGCAGCCGCAGUACCAGCAGCAGCAGCAGCCGCAGUACCAGCCUCAGCAGCAGCUAUUCCAGCAGCAGCCACAGUUCCAGCAGCAGCAGUACCAGCCCCAGCAGCAGCAGUUCCUGCAGCAGCCGCAGUACCAGCUCCAGCCGCAGUACCAGCCACAGCGACCCACAAACGCACCCAGCUACGGUUAUCGACCUCAGGGAGUGAGCAUAGUGCCCAGCUCUACAGCAGCCCCCUUCUUUAUCGGAUCUCGCACGCAAGGUGAUAGCGCUGGAGGACAAUCGCCGGCCAACGAAUUUGUCCAGCCCAUUACGCCCCGUCCGCAACAGGCUGCACAACCGACAAGGACAGCUUCACCGCCAACGAGGAACCAGCCCAACUCGCAGCCCAGACAACAGGCCCAGCAAACUCCACGUCCGGCCGCUCCAUUCACGCCAAGACCGCAAGCUAGCCCAGCACCAGCUAGACAGCAGCAAUCGGCACGGCCUCAGCGACAGAAUGCCGGAAACGGUGGCUUUGACGGUGAUUUCUCCAGCAAAACUCCCGUACGACCGGCAUCCGUGGCGGGUGCAGGCCAAUGCGAAGGAGCAAACUGUGAGCACGGUUUCUACUACAAACUCGGCGAUCAGGCAGUCAUAUUUUAAACACUAGGGAAAGAAAAGCGUUUCUUAAGAUUGGUAUAUGUAAAUAAAUGAAUGGUAGUUCCGCCGUGCUCGAUGGGACAAUAACAAA
Anopheles stephensi (Asian malaria mosquito) is the source of this 2900-nucleotide messenger RNA. RefSeq names its product basic proline-rich protein-like. The record is from RefSeq and is a predicted model, not a curated record. Bases 152 to 2812 code for a protein of 886 amino acids. Gene Ontology annotation, cellular component: cytoplasm. NCBI's taxonomy places the organism in Eukaryota, Metazoa, Arthropoda, Insecta, Diptera, Culicidae. Gene Ontology annotation, biological process: vacuolar transport; intracellular protein transport. The transcript has 2 exons.